Dictyostelium purpureum is the source of this 693-nucleotide messenger RNA. RefSeq lists its product as uncharacterized. Bases 1 to 693 code for a protein of 230 amino acids. The record is from RefSeq and is a predicted model, not a curated record. NCBI's taxonomy places the organism in Eukaryota, Evosea, Eumycetozoa, Dictyosteliales, Dictyosteliaceae. The transcript has 4 exons.
AUGUUUCGAUUAAAGGAAUUACAAAAAAAGCAACAACAACAACAACAGCAACAACAAGCCCCACCAGUAAAUGGUACAGAAAAUGCUGCCCCAACCACAACCGAUCCAAAUGAAGUAAAGAGACAAAAUUCUAAUGAUUUGAAAGAAAUUAGAAAACAAAAAUCAAAAGAUAGCUACUUCACCUUAAAAUCUAAACAAUCAUCAGAAUCCUCAGGUAAAAGAGCUAACCCAGCAGAAUUAAGAGCUCAAAAAGAUAUUGAUGAAAUGCAAGUUCCACUUGGUUGCACUGUGUCAUUCAAAGAUAGCAAUGAUAUUUUAAAUUUCAACUUAACCAUUACACCAACUGAUGGUCUUUAUCAAGGUGCCCCAUUCCAAUUCACCAUUAACAUUCCAUCAACCUAUCCAUAUGAUCCACCAAAGGUUCACUGUGAUACCCUUGUAUAUCAUCCAAACAUAGAUCUUGAAGGUCAUGUUUGUUUAAACAUUUUAAGACAAGAUUGGGUACCAGUAUUAAAUAUUGGUACUGUAAUUUUUGGUUUAAUGACAUUAUUUUUAGAACCAAAUCCAAACGACCCAUUAAAUAAAGAUGCUGCUCAAUUAAUGAUUGAUAAUAAGAAGAGCUUUGAACAAAACGUUAGACAAUCGUUACGUGGUGGUUACAUUGGCAAUCGUCAAUUCCCAAAAUUAUUAUAA